GGUGAUAACAGAGACUCUCAUGGACCAUCAACAGUGGUAACAAACAGUGAUGAAUCACAGCUUUUAACUCCAGGAAAAAUGAGCCAGCGCCAGGGGAAAGAAGCCUAUUUUACUCCAACCAAAGAGUUACUCCAGCCAUCUCUCAGCCCAGGAACUGCCCAUAGCCAUGGUUUUGACAAAGGGAAGGAUGAUGGGUCACAAAGUAAAGAAGAUACGGCACAUUCUAUGUCAAAAAGCAAGUCUGAAUCCAAGCUUUUCAAUGGCUCCGAGAAGGACAUCUCUUUAUCUUCAACCAAGCUUACAAAAAAGGAAUCUCUCAAGGUUCAAAAGAAAAAUUACAGAGAAGAAAAGAAGAGAGCUACAAAGGAAUUACUUAGCACUAUCACAGACCCAUCAGUUAUUGUUAUGGCUGACUGGUUGAAGAUUCGUGGUACCUUGAAAAGCUGGACCAAACUGUGGUGUGUACUGAAACCAGGAGUGUUGCUUGUUUACAAAACCCCCAAAAAUGGCCAGUGGGUAGGAACGGUGCUCCUGAACGCUUGUGAACUCAUUGAGAGGCCUUCUAAAAAAGAUGGCUUUUGUUUCAAACUGUUUCAUCCUUUGGAGCAGUCCAUAUGGGCUAUAAAGGGUCCCAAAGGUGAAGCAGUUGGUUCUAUAACUCAGCCAUUGCCCAGCAGUUAUUUGAUCAUCCGAGCUGCUUCAGAAUCAGAUGGCAGGUGUUGGAUGGAUGCUUUGGAGCUGGCGCUGAAAUGUUCAAGUCUGCUGAAACGUACAAUGAUUAGAGAAGGUAAAGAACAUGAUUUGAAUUCUUCAGCAGACAGUACUCAUGUCUCUCUCUAUGGUCUGCUUCGUGCUAACAACUUACACAGUGGAGAAAACUUACCGUUGAAUGACAGUGAAAUUGAAAGGCAUCACUUUAAAGAUCAAGAUAUGUACUCUGACAAAUCUGAUAAGGAAAAUGACCAUGACCACGAGGAAUCUGAUAAUGAUGGAUUGGGGAAAAGCGAAGAAAGCGAUAGCGACACUUCGGAGCGACAGGAUGAUUCUUAUGUUGACCCAGAACCAAUUGAUAUCAAGGAAACUACUUAUUUAGAACAGAGUCAUGAAGAACUUGGAGAGGCAGGGGAGGCUGCUCAGACAGAAGUAGUGUCAGAAGAAAACAAAAGUCUGAUCUGGACAUUACUGAAGCAAGUGCGGCCAGGAAUGGACUUAUCCAAGGUUGUACUGCCUACGUUCAUCUUGGAACCUCGUUCUUUCCUGGACAAGCUGUCUGAUUACUACUACCAUGCAGACUUUCUGUCUGAAGCUGCUCUUGAAGAGAAUGCUUACAACCGCAUGAAGAAAGUAGUGAAGUGGUAUUUGUCAGGAUUCUACAAAAAGCCAAAGGGACUAAAAAAGCCGUACAAUCCUAUACUGGGUGAGACUUUCCGAUGCAUGUGGAUUCAUCCAAGGACGAAUAGCAAGACUUUUUAUAUUGCGGAACAGGUGUCGCAUCAUCCUCCAAUAUCUGCCUUCUAUGUUAGCAACCGCAAGGAUGGUUUUUGCCUUAGUGGUAGCAUUCUGGCCAAAUCAAAAUUCUACGGGAAUUCAUUAUCUGCCAUACUAGAUGGAGAAGGACGGCUAACAUUCCUAAAUAGGGGAGAAGAUUAUGUAAUGACAAUGCCAUAUGCUCAUUGUAAAGGAAUUCUUUAUGGCACAAUGACCUUAGAGCUUGGGGGAACAGUCAACAUCACGUGUGAGAAAACUGGCUACAGUGCAACAAUUGAAUUCAAACUCAAGCCUUUUUUGGGUAACAACGACAGUGUUAACCAAAUAUCAGGGAAAAUUAAGCUUGGGAAAGAAGUUCUGGCUAUUUUGGAGGGUCACUGGGACAGUGAAGUUACUAUUAGUGACAAGAAGACAGAUGUUUCGGAGACAUUCUGGAACCCGACAUCUGAUAUCAAGCAGCGUAGAUUACCUAGAUACACAGUGAAGUUUGAAGAGCAAGAUGACUUUGAGUCAGAGAAGCUUUGGCAGCAAGUGACACGAGCAAUAAAUAAUAAAGACCAAACGGAAGCCACUCAAGAGAAAUACGUUCUGGAAGAAGCUCAGAGAAAGAGUGCCAAAGAGAGGAAACUAAAGGGUGAAGAGUGGACGUGCAAACUGUUCGAUCAGGAUUCGGUCACAGGAGAAUGGCACUACAAAUAUGCCGAUACCAGACCGUGGGACCCUUUGAAUGAUAUGAUCCAAUUUGAAAAAGAUGGCACCAUCCAAACAAAAGUUCGACAUCGGACACCAAUGGUUAGUGUUCCAAAAAUCAAGCGAAAGCCAGCCAGUCAGAAGAAAGGAGAGUGUGGUUUCUCAUCCCCGGAGCCUGAUAACCAGGAUUCCUCUGGGAGUGAAGCGCAACUUCUGAAGCAUAAUACAAGAAUAAGGAAGAAAGGGGCAGACCUUGGUGAACUGCAGAGUGCCAUUGAAUCUAUAAAGGAAACACAAGAAGACAUCAAGAGGGACAUUAUGGCUCUGCGAAACAGAGUCACUGCUAACUCGCCACCUGUGGACUACCAUUUCUUGCAGUUCAAGCAUUAUGUCUUCAUUUUACUCGUGGUUCUGCUACAGCUUAUCAUUAAUUUCUUGUUCAAAUAGGAAGUGUGAACAAGGGCCUUUCUGAACUGGAAUGAUCGAACUGUUAACUGGGACCAUAUUUUAAGUUGGACUGGAAAUGAUGCAAUAUUAUCUAAAAGAGCCCUGUAGCAACAACUUACAGAACUUUGCCUCAGCGUCCAUCGUUCAGAAUCAUACUCCCGUCUACCCAGUUGAAGUAAGAAUUGUGUAAGUGCCAGUACACUCUUGCUCCUGGUGUGUGCCUCUGUCUCACAGACAUACGACAUCAGCCUUGUGUUUUAUAUUGCGUCAUAUGCUGUACUGAUGAAUCUUC
Messenger RNA from Leptosomus discolor (cuckoo roller), 2917 nucleotides. It is a transcript of the gene OSBPL8, whose product is annotated as oxysterol binding protein like 8. The record is from RefSeq and is a predicted model, not a curated record. Gene Ontology annotation, molecular function: cholesterol binding. Lineage: Eukaryota; Metazoa; Chordata; Aves; Leptosomiformes; Leptosomidae. Gene Ontology annotation, cellular component: cortical endoplasmic reticulum; membrane; cytosol.